This is a messenger RNA of Sphaerulina musiva SO2202, 1186 nucleotides long. Its product is annotated as ras-domain-containing protein. The transcript is spliced from 4 exons. The record is from RefSeq and is a predicted model, not a curated record. Gene Ontology annotation, molecular function: GTP binding; GTPase activity. Bases 304 to 981 code for a protein of 225 amino acids. Lineage: Eukaryota; Fungi; Ascomycota; Dothideomycetes; Mycosphaerellales; Mycosphaerellaceae.
GUGGUUAGUAAUUCCACGUGUAGAAGUGGGGACGUCAUCGCUACUCGCGGCCUGCCAGUGUAAGUAGACCGACUUGCAGCAGCAAUAACAACAACGACGACGACAACGACGACGACGGCAACAGCAAGCCGACAGCGCUGCUCCUCCACGACCUCUUCAUACCACAUCCAUCUCCGCCUCUCUCCGUCUCGUCUCGCCCGCGGAACAUCAGAUCCCUCCUCCGACAUCACUGCCUUGCCUGGACAACUGGAGCGCAGGACGAGAUAGCGCAGGACAGCAUAGCACGGCACAGGUCAGCACCUGAUGGCGGCGCGACAGAGUGCGAUGAGGCCCGGCGGUGGCGGUGCGCGCUUUGCACAGUUUAAGCUGGUGCUCUUGGGGGAGUCGGCUGUGGGCAAGAGUUCGCUCGUGCUGCGAUUCGUCAAGGAUCAAUUUGACGACUACCGGGAAUCGACCAUCGGCGCCGCCUUCCUCACGCAAACAAUUGCACUCGACGAGCAGACUACAGUCAAGUUUGAGAUUUGGGACACAGCGGGACAGGAGCGGUACAAGUCGUUGGCGCCCAUGUACUACCGCAACGCCAACUGCGCUGUAGUAGUAUACGACAUCACACAGGCAGCAUCACUGGACAAGGCCAAGGCGUGGGUCAAGGAGCUACAACGACAAGCAAACGAGAACAUCAUCAUCGCGCUCGCAGGCAACAAGGCAGAUCUGGUUGCCGAGCAGCCUGAUAAACGUGCAGUCUCAACCGCAGACGCGGAAGCAUAUGCCAAGGAAGCCAACCUUUUGUUCUUCGAGACGAGUGCAAAGACGGCAGAGAACGUCAAGGAGCUAUUUACUGCCAUUGCCAAGAAACUGCCUAUAGAGCAGGCCACUCAACGUGGCAUGAGGGGUGCUGCUGGAAGACCGGGCGGUGUGGACCUUGGAUCAAGGCAGGACCCGGGAGCAUCUGCUGGAGGCGCAGGGGCGUGCAACUGCUAGAACGUUGGAGUUAUAAGUUCCGUUGGAAUGCAGCGAUAUGGGAGUACUGAGCAUCGUUAUCAUUGGGGUCGUAAGUGUGCACAGACUCGUGUUUUCACGUGCUGGAGACUGAGUGCUUGAAUGAGGCGUUUCGGGUGUUUCACUACCUACAGCGUAUAGCGAGAGUAAAUGACAGCGCAGUGAGCUCUCACUUGCUCUUUCUCUG